Molecule: messenger RNA, 2999 nt
Organism: Scaptodrosophila lebanonensis
Lineage: Eukaryota; Metazoa; Arthropoda; Insecta; Diptera; Drosophilidae
Product: protein deadlock
Exons: 2
Coding region: 30-2873 (947 amino acids)
Source: RefSeq, a predicted model, not a curated record
CAUUAUUUCAGUGAAUAUAUGUAUUUAAAAUGGACCCAAGAUUUUUUGAAAAGUUGUUUGCUGACGCGGCAAGCUUGUCGAAAAAAUGUCCCGAAAACACGCCGCGCGUUAUAAUGGAUGAGUUCUAUCAACAGUUCAAGGCAAUGAGUAAUUGGGAGCUGCAAAGAGAGGCCAAAAUUAUCAUUACAAAGGCCGAAAAAGCAAAGAUCAUGAGAGCGGCACGAAAACAAUUGACAGUCCCAAAAUCGCAACUGCAGGGAAAUUCUAGCCUUACAUUAUCGCCCGUUGCAAAUACAUCAUUAACAAGAAAUAUACGUCGCCAGUCGCAACUGCAGGGAAAUUCUAGCCUUACAUUGCCGCCCGUUGCAAAUACAUCAUUAACAAGAAAUAUACGUCGCCAGUCGCAGCUGGACUGCAAAAUAGCACCGCCGGUUGAUGCGAAUUAUUCAGCAGAAUGUACAAACACAAGCAACGGAAUAAUAGAUCAUUCAGAUAGUAGUGCCAUAAUUUCUCCCUCGGAAGACAAACCACUGAGUUUGUUACGAGAUGAAAUAAAGAAGAAACAACUUUUAAAAAAACGGCGAAGCAGAAGUGAAGAUAAGAUUGAGUUGUCUCAAAAACUGAAUACGAACUCAAUGACUGAACUUCAAAAUUAUGACUGCCAGACCGCAUCUGCUACGAGCUCCAAACGUCCGUCAGUAAGCGAAAGGGAAAGGGUUAAUUUAGUACAGCCACAAGAGCAAAAACACCGCAAACAAAAACGUAACCCGAACACUAUUACGCAGCUUACUCCAAUGGUUGAAAUACCACAACGGGAAACGAGUAUUCUAAAGGGUAGACAAAGGCAAACUAUAGGUACAAUAUCACAGCCACAAAUUCAACCAAUUAUACAACCUCGUAAACAUGUGAAAUCAACUUCAGUAGUAGCAGCACACUCCGAAAAGGUGUCCAAAUCGCUAAAGUCUUCAUUGAAUAAGAAACGGAACCUCAAUACUAACGGAGUAAAGGCUUCUAUUAUAUCUCAUGUGCAGUUCUUGCCUCCUAAUAAAAUUCUUUUGUCACCACAGAUAAAUGGACAGAGAGCUCACAUGCCACAGCUCGCAGUUAAUCUGACCAGUAUAUCAGAAGCUUCAGUUGCUCAAACGCCAAUUGGCUGUCAGAAUCAACCACAAGCUAUCGACAUGAGCAUUCCCUUUGGGCAUAAGAAGAUGAGCACGGAAAUAGCAACCGAUACUACUGAAGUCAUCGCAUCCUCCUCCGAGGACAUUUUUGUUAAUUACAAUACAGAAUUUAUUCAAUUAAAAAAUAACCGAAAUCUGGAAGACAUUAUGGAUGAGGAUAUGGAGUUGACGGCCCAGCCGACUUGUAAUGGCGCCAAUCUCGACCUGUUUUUAAAAGAAGCCGUGCAAAAUUUCGAAAAAAACGGAAACAAUUUUGAUGGGGAUCCAAUUGAUAGUUGUCUGCGGAAUUUCAAUAGUAAGACGCCAAGUGAAAUAGAUAAUGAAAUUGCAAAUACUUCUGCAUUUUUUGAUAAAUUGCCUAACUUAAAUGCUGUCGACGAGAAAACGCCACUUGAGCUAGAUGCGGAAUUGAAUAAUACGCUAAUCUAUGAUGACGAUGACGAAGAUUUAAUAUCGGUAGCGACUUCUUGGGAUGGCAUGGAUGAUGAUACCUUUGCGGACAAACAAAGUAGCACAAAAGAGAAAACCAUUCCGCGACCUCUAAAUGCAAUAUAUGUAGCAACAGAACAGCAAGAACAGGAACAGUCAGAGUCUGCUGAAAAAACUGCAGAGAAUUCGCCAGGAAACUUUCGGAUACCCAAGAAAGUUUCUUUAGAAGAAGGAAAGCCACUGGAAACAUCUACAUCGCUUCGGGAGCAGCCCGUUGUCAUGCAGGCCUUGUAUAUGCAGUCGUCCUUUAAUGAUGCAAAACGCAGAAAUGCAAAACACAAAAGAAUUUCUACAUUCGCUUCAGCAUCAGACCGACCUUUAAAUUCUUGCGAGCAAGUAGAACCGCAAACAUUAUCAGAUAAUCGGCGUCUAAAUUGUUUCAACAACGUGGAACAGUCAGCUCCGGUCUUUCCUCUACCCUACCGCCUGGACGUCGUACAGCCAGUCUGUCAACCAAAUGUUACUGAGCCUUUUAGUUUCAUACCACGAGCACCUUCGCCCAAUUCACAUUCUCGGAAUAUUAUGCAGCCCUUGCUUAAACAUUGGGUACAUGAAAUUUUUGGUGUUAAAUGCUACAUUAAUUUAGACAAUGCAUGCAGCAAUGCCGAUUGUAAUCAUUCGCUUAGUCUUCCGGGUGACGUAAUGAGUAAACUCAGCAGGAUGGGCAAUUUGGAUUUAAUUAUUGCCUAUAGGCACACUAUACGCAAUAAACUCUUCUUCCAGAACUAUUUUCAUUUAUUCGCCGACAUCUUUAGUUCUAGAAAAAUGGCAUCAAAUCUUAUACAUAUGGUCGGAGCAUGUGCUAACUAUAGGAGAUUAUGUGCACCACAAAUUCAACAUAUUUAUGCUUGUAUGUGCCAAGAAAUGACGCCUGAUGUUGCGACUUCCAUAUUAAUGACCAAUUUAUGGUUUCCGGCAGAAGCAGUCCAGUUUCCAGAUUUGUCAAAUGAGCUUUUAAAGAUUUUAGCUGCAUCCAAUUGGUAUGAUUAUACUGAUUCUCUAGUGCAGCUAUUUUAUAAUCCAAACUUUAAAGUACCACAUGAUUUUUUGAACCACAUUAUACAAGAUACUUUGCGCAAAAACACUCCAUUAAUACUGAGUGCUGUUUGGAAGCUGAUAGUGGUCUUGCCAUUCGAAACAUAUUUGGAUGAAUACAAAAACACCCUCGUAAGUUUGCGUAACCGUACAAUACAACGACAAUAACAUUAACAUUACGGACAUUUUUUGUGUGAGUUUAAAAUACCUUCUUCAAAAGGUACAAUGUUGACUCUAUAAGAUUAGUUGUAAAUAACAUAGUUCGUUAUGUUUCUCAAUAAAAGUCUCUAUAUC